Molecule: messenger RNA, 1679 nt
Organism: Pararge aegeria (speckled wood butterfly)
Lineage: Eukaryota; Metazoa; Arthropoda; Insecta; Lepidoptera; Nymphalidae
Product: transcription factor Adf-1-like
Exons: 3
Coding region: 132-716 (194 amino acids)
Biological process (GO): regulation of transcription by RNA polymerase II
Cellular component (GO): nucleus; transcription regulator complex
Molecular function (GO): DNA binding
Source: RefSeq, a predicted model, not a curated record
GGGAGGACGCUUCGCUUUCACGACUAACUUUUGAAUAGGUUCUUUAUAUUGUAAACGAUCUGACUUGUUUUUAAAUAUGGUUAUUUACUAACUAUUUCAACUUACUUAAGUAGCCUUGUGUUAGUGUAAACAUGAAUACGCGCGAGUAUCGGGAGAAGUUGAUAGAUGAAGUGAAGAAGUACCCCGUGCUGUACGACACGCGGCAUGAAAACCAUCGCGAUAUCGACGUGAGAGACCGCUGCUGGUUGGAAAUCUCCGAGCGGCUGGGCGCUAAUUGUGAAAUCCUAAAGCGCGAGUGGAAGAUCCUGCGCGACUCGCUGCGGCAGUCGCUCAAGAAGUGCAACAAAGGAGCCACCACCAAGGCCGGCGUGCCCUGCAAGAAGUGGCGCUUCCAGAACCGCAUGGCCUUCGUGCUGCCCUACAUGACCAAGCGACGGAAUCCGCGCCAACUGCGAGACGACAUCAAAGUAGACGAAACCGAGGUCCAGUCAGAGCAGGAACAAGACUCAGAAGCCCUGGCGGAGUGGGAUCCCGGCAACAGCGACAACGAUGCCUUAGAUCUAUUCUUCGCGAGCGUCUGCCAGAGCACCAAGCGCCUGCCCAAGAAGUACCAGAGCCAGAUUAAGAGGGAGGUGUUGGACACCUUGCUGAGGAUAGAAGAACAACAUGAGACCGACGCGAGGGAGACCAAGAUAGCCGUUGCCAAAAUGUUUUAAUUCGUGUGGCAUUUAGUGUUUAUGAUAUUCUAAAGACUAUAGUUUGACUUCAGUAAUCCGAGAAUGACCAACUUCUUCUCAAUGUGCCAAUUUUUUCUACAAAAUGUUUGAUGUGGUCAUGCCGACAAACAAUUGACUGGUUAGAAGAGAUACUUAAAUAGUGCGUAAGAAAAAUAGGUUAAAAAAAUUAAUUGAUAUCCGCAUCCUUACUCUUGACUACUAGUUAGUCCCAGUGUACGAUAGUGUUAAGAUUGCUUAAUCACUAUUGUUCUGACUUACUACUUGCUCAUGUUCGUGACGGAGUUACGUUUCACAUACUUCCUUUAUAAUAUGAAACAUUUCAAUUGAAUUCAGAUAUGACGAAGAUUUAUAGAUAUAGCGGACGAGAUUCCUCAAAAGGCAUUAGUUAUACACUCCUUCUCAUUGCACAGUAAACGUUUAAGCAUGAGCACUAUAUAUAUAACAAGUAACAAAUAUAUCAGAAUGAACCUGGUUAUUCUUUUUUAUUCCAAUUAUUGGAGCUUUGAGGGAAAUCAAACACCAUUAUUCCGAUAAUUGCCAGGACAGGAAAAACAUCUCUUAAAGCCAUCCAUUGCCCAUAGAUAGAUUGCUAACUUUCUAUAAGCGCUAUCCUCAGUUAGAUCCUCAGCUUGUAAUUCUAUAAGUCAAGCCCGUGACAUCACUUUUGACAUCUUUUCAUACAAGAACUGAAGUCACAAAUGCGUACAGUGAUGAGUUUAAUAGGAGUUCAAGUCUAACACAAAUCAGAGUCAUUGUAAGAAAUAUUUGUUAUCAAGAUCUUUAUAUUUGAAUAGCACUCGAAUUUUAAGAGAUUUAGCCUCUCAAGUUGCUUACCAUCAUGCUACUAAAGAUUCUCAACAGAAUAACACUACCUUAAUCUGACCCGACCUGGGAAUCGUGUGAUCCAUAGUCGUACUAAUAUUAACUACUAGACCAACUGUA